AUGGCACUCAACAGGCUUCCUUGGCCCAGGCUAGCCUGGAUGUGCACAGGCCUGCUGCUGCUGCUGCUGCUUCUUUCAUCCAUGGCACAUGGCAAGGAAUGCCCUCGGUUGUGUGUAUGUGAGAUCCGCCCAUGGUUUACUCCCCAGUCCACCUACAGGGAGGCAUCCACAGUGGACUGUAAUGACUUGAGGCUCACGCGCAUUCCCACUAACCUCUCCACAGAUACCCAGGUACUGCUGCUGCAAAGUAAUUCCAUCUCGCACACCAGUGGAGAGCUUGAGGUGCUAUACAACCUGACGGAGCUGGACAUGUCCCAGAACAAUUUUAGCAGUGUGGAAGCUGUGGGCCUCACCAAUAUGAACCAGCUCACAACCUUGCACCUGGAGGAGAACCAGAUCACCCAGCUGCCAGACCACUGCCUGCAGGACCUCUCUAAUCUACAAGAGCUCUAUAUCAACCACAACCAGAUUAGCUCCAUCUCCCCUGGGGCCUUUGCAGGCCUGCACAGCCUGCUGCGCCUCCACCUCAACUCCAACAGACUCCGUGUCAUAGACAGUCGCUGGUUUGAAGCCACACCUAACCUUGAGAUCCUCAUGAUCGGGGAGAAUCCAGUCAUUGGGCUCCUGGAUAUGAACUUCAAGCCUCUGAGUAGUCUAAGGAGCCUGGUUCUGGCUGGCAUGGACCUGACUGAUGUUCCAGGGAAUGCUUUGGUAGGCUUGGAUAGCCUGGAAAGUAUUUCAUUCUACGACAACAAAUUGGUCCGAAUCCCCCAACUGGCACUUCAGAAAGUUCCCAAUCUGAAAUUUCUGGAUUUGAACAAAAACCCGGUUCACAAAAUCCAAGAAGGCGACUUCAGAAACAUGCUGCACCUGAAAGAGCUAGGCAUAAACAAUAUGAUGGAGUUGGUAUCAAUUGACCGCUUUGCUCUGGACAACCUACCAGAGCUCACAAAGCUAGAGGCCACAAAUAACCCCAAACUUUCCUACAUCCACAGGCUGGCCUUUAGGGACAUGCCCUCCCUGGAGAGCUUGAUGCUCAACAAUAACGCUCUCAAUUCUCUCUACCUGAGGACAGUGGAGGCGUUGCCAAACUUGCGGGAGAUCAGUUUGCAUAGCAACCCACUGCGUUGUGACUGUAUCAUUCAGUGGAUGAGUUCCAACAGGACCAUGGUACGUUUCAUGGAGCCCCUGGCCAUGCUAUGUGCCUCCCCACCAGAGCUUCGAGGCAAGCGUGUUAGAGAACUAAGGAUAUUAGACCCCCCAGAGCAGUGCCUCCCCCUCAUAUCCCAAGACACCUUUCCUAGUCAUUUGAACCUGGAGCUUGGCAUGAGUGUAAGUCUGGAUUGCAGGGCAAUGGCUGAGCCAGAGCCUGAGCUCUACUGGGUGUCUCCUCUUGGAACGAAGAUCACUGUAGACACUGUGUCAGACCGCUAUCACCUGAAUGGUGAGGGGACCUUACAGCUGCUGCAUGUACAGGUAGAGGACUCUGGCCGUUACACUUGUGUGGCUCAGAACACAGAGGGGGCAGACACACGGGUCGCCACCAUCCGCGUCAAUGGGACCUUGCUCGACAGCACCCAGGUGAUGAAAAUCUACGUUAAGCAGACUGAGUCCCACUCCAUUCUGGUCUCCUGGAAGGUCAAUUCCAACGUCAUGACCUCAAACCUGAAGUGGGCCUCGGCCACUAUGAAGAUUGACAACCCCCACAUCACCUACACAGCACGCGUCCCCGUUGAUGUUCACGAGUACAACCUCACACACCUUCAGCCCGCCACAGAAUAUGAAGUGUGCCUCACUGUCUCCAACAUCCACCUCCAGACCCACAAAUCCUGCGUCAAUGUGACGACACGUAGCACUACGUUUGCCCUAGAUGUGUCGGACCAACACCCCAGCGCGGUGGUGCUUGUCGUCAUGGCCACCAUGCUGGCCUUUAUCAGUCUGGCCACAGUUGCCGUCUACACGGCUCGCAGAUGGAAAAGAAAGAACUACCAUCACUCACUGAAGAAGUACAUGCAGAAGACCUCCUCCAUCCCACUGAACGAGCUCUACCCUCCGCUCAUCAACCUGUGGGAGGCCGACGGUGAGAAGGACAAAGACGGUUGCGUGGAGGGGAAACCCUCUCCCGUUGACACCACACGUAGCUACUACAUGUGGUGA
Messenger RNA from Lampris incognitus (smalleye Pacific opah), 2157 nucleotides. Its product is annotated as leucine-rich repeat neuronal protein 1-like. The transcript has a single exon. The coding region runs from base 1 to 2157 and encodes 718 amino acids. Gene Ontology annotation, molecular function: protein binding. NCBI's taxonomy places the organism in Eukaryota, Metazoa, Chordata, Actinopteri, Lampriformes, Lampridae. The record is from RefSeq and is a predicted model, not a curated record.